AUGCCUGCCGAGGGGCCCGGCCCGCGUGCCCCGGUGCACGGCCGCCUGCCCGGGCUCUGGGCGGCAGCGCUGCUCCUGCUCGGUCUGCCGCGCCUCUCCGUGCGGGCGGAUGGGAAGCUCUUUGUGCUGGAGUCUCAGAAUGGCUCUCAGGGUCUGGAGCUGGAGGUGGCUCGGCUUUCCUGCAGGAGCAGGGGCGCUCACCUGGUGUCUGCAGACGAGCUGCGGAGGGUGGUCCAGGACUGCGCCUUUGCGGUGUGCACCACGGGCUGGCUGGCAGAUGGCACCCUCGGAACAACCGUGUGUAGCAAAGGGAGGGGUGAGCAGCAAAUCAUGAGAGCUGUUGAUGUGAGAAUUGAGAGCAACCCAGUUCCUGGGGGCAUGUACAGUGCCCUUUGUUUGAAGGAUGAAGAGAAGCCCUGUGGAGACCCGCCGUCAUUCCCGCACACCGUCCUGCAGGGCCGCACUGGCUUGCAGAUGGGGGAUGAGCUGCUGUACGUGUGUGCCCCGGGCCCUGUGGCAGGCCACCGCGAAACUGCCUUCACCUUGCUGUGCAACAGCUGUGGGGAGUGGUACGGCCUGGUGCAGGCCUGCGGGAAAGAUGAGGCUGAGGUACAUAUUGACUAUGAAGAUAAUUUCCCAGAUGACAGAUCUGUGUCAUUCAGAGAGCUCAUGGAGGAUUCCCGGACAGAGGCAGAAGAGGACAGGGGUCAGGGAGAAGCCUCUGUGGAGGCUCCAAAACAGGACCACCUGGUUUCCAUUUCUCCGGGGGAAGAAAACGUAGCCCGAGAUAAGCCCUUCGUGUCAACCAUAGGCUUGUCUGGUGCUGGGAGCAGCGUCCCCACAGACUUGCCAGGGUCUCAGCUAAACCAGAAAUACUUGUUCUGGUUUCCUGCUGAGACUUUCUACAAGUCUGAGUUGGAAAAGGAGGUGGAUGAUGACACCAAAAAGCAGUUUCCUGCUGGAGAUAACCACAGUGGUGCAAAAUUGGUCCCAGGUGAACCUGCCAUCAAGGUGACUUAUAGAAGCACUGAUGGCCCCUUGGGGCCAUUUACGGGCAGGAAUGACAGCAAGGCAGGGGAUCCAGUGGUGAGCAGCAGCGAUGAGUCCUGGUUAGAUGGCUACCCUGUGACGGACGGGGCUUGGAGGAAGAUAGAAGCGGAAGAGGAGGAAGAUGGGGACAAGGGCGAUGGGUCAGUAGGACUGGAUGAAAGUGUCCUGGUUACUCCUGAUCAGCCCAUUCUUGUGGAAGUUAAGAAGCUCGGGAGAACCACCCUCAGGCCGAGCGAGGACGUGACCCGUAGUUCAGUUCUUCCUUCCCAAAUGCUAGAUGUGGAGGCUUUGGCUCUCAGACCCAUGAAUGUGUCUGAGACCGAGGGUCCCCGCAACAGGGGUGGUAACUUUACCAAGGACCACUCAACUGUACCUUGGAGAUUCACCACGGAGACGUCUCCCAUCGCUACUCUACCUUAUGAACUCAGCAGCUCUACACUGGAGACAGUAACAACUGCUGCCCAGCAGAUGCCUAACCACGUCCCCUCAACUACCAUGGCGGCCACCCAGCCUCCAGUGGGAACCACUGCCCCUGAGGUCCAGGAGACCUUCCCAUGCCUGCUGUCGGAGGACUUCUUGGGGCAGGAAGGCCCUGGGCCAGAUGCAAGUGAGGAACUUCUUUCAACCUUGGAGCCGUGUGUGGGGAACGAGUGUUCCAGCCUCAGCAGAGGCCCUUUGAUUGCCACCAUUGUCACAAUCCUGUGCCUGCUGCUGCUCGUGGCAGGUGUGGGGGCAGUGUGGGGCUACCGCAGGUGCCAGCACAAGAGCUCUGUGUACAAGCUGAACGUUGGCCAGCGGCAGGUUCGGCACUACCACCAGCAGAUUGAGAUGGAGAAGGUCUAG
This is a messenger RNA of Cynocephalus volans (Philippine flying lemur), 1893 nucleotides long. It is a transcript of the gene SUSD5, whose product is annotated as sushi domain containing 5. The transcript is spliced from 5 exons. Lineage: Eukaryota; Metazoa; Chordata; Mammalia; Dermoptera; Cynocephalidae. Gene Ontology annotation, molecular function: hyaluronic acid binding. Bases 1 to 1893 code for a protein of 630 amino acids. Gene Ontology annotation, biological process: cell adhesion; Notch signaling pathway. The record is from RefSeq and is a predicted model, not a curated record.